Molecule: messenger RNA, 2643 nt
Organism: Dermacentor albipictus
Lineage: Eukaryota; Metazoa; Arthropoda; Arachnida; Ixodida; Ixodidae
Source: RefSeq, a predicted model, not a curated record
AUGUCCCUCGAGACCGGCGAGCCGCCGAAACUGUACAGCGUCAACUUCCAGCCGCCGGCACCGUUCGACUUCGCGAACCCGCCAACGUGGGCGACAUGGCUCAGCCGCUACGAAGACUACGCAGUGGUUUCAGGACUGUUGAAAGCGUCGGAAGACAUGCAGGUACGCUCGCUACUGUACUGCAUGGGCCCGGAGGCCCGCCCGCUUCUCGAGACUUUCUCGCUCGACGCCCAGUCGCUCGCUUCAUACCAAGCCGUUGCCACCCGCUUCACUGAGCACUUCGUGCACCCGGCAAACGAGCUUUACGAAUCAUCACGGUUCCACAGACGCGUUCAGCUGCCCGACGAAAGCGUCGACACGUACUACGCAGAACUGCGCAGGAUGGCCAAGCGCUGUAACUAUCCGUCUGCUGCUGUCGAGGAAAGGCUCGUACGCGACCGGUUCGUCGUCGGCCUCCGCGACUCCCGUCUCUCGGACCAGCUGUGCCGGAACGCGAAGUUGACACUACAGGACGCCUGGACACAAGCCCGUCAAUCCGAAGACGCCGACAGGGAAAAGGCGUUGCCCCAGGACCGCACCGAGCACUCCCGCGAGCUCAACCUCGACGCCGCAAAAGCUAGCAAGUUCCCCUCUCGCCGCCGCUCCGCCGCUAAGCCUCGUUCGCCGCAGUCGCUAGCAGAGCGCUCACGCGAGCCGUCCACAUGUGAAUUCUGCGGCUGCGCGCCUCAUCGACGUUCAGACUGCCCGGCCCGUCGCUCCACCUGCAACUUCUGCAAAAAGAAAGGCCACUUUGCCGAAGUAUGCCGCUCGCGGAAGCUCAAGCAGUACAAGCUCAGCUCCGUUCACCUGCACGCCGUCGCGACACCCGCCUCGGCAAAGUUCGUCGACGUCACCGUUGACGACUACACAGCGCAGUUCAAGGUCGACUCCGGAGCCGAAGUAUCUGCUGUUCCCAGCGACUUUCCUACCUUGCCUGCCACACUCGACCAAGUCGACACUCUGCUCACUGGCCCGGGAGGGCAGCCGCUGCGCGUGCUGGGCUCGUAUAUGGCACGACUUCAGUGGCAAGGGAAAACAAGUCGUCAGCGCCUCUACGUGAUCCAGUCUCUCACUGUGCCUCUUCUGGGACUGCCAGCGCACCAAGCUCUCCAAGUAGUUCGGUUUCUUGAUCAACUCAAGACUUCAAAAGCGACGCUGCACGCCGAGCUCUUCAAUGGAUUGGGCACUCUCAAGGACGAGUACACCAUCCGGUUGAAACCCGAUGCCGUACCUUUCUCGCUAAGCGUACCUCGCAGGAUCCCCAUUCCGCUGCUCGAGAUUGUCCGCCGCGAACUGAACAAAUUGGAAAGCGCAGGCGUGAUCCGUAGGGUCGACAAGCCAACACCAUGGUGCUCGGGUCUCGUCGUCGUCCGGAAAGGCGAUGGUUCCUACCGCCUCUGCGUCGACUUAACACAACUCAACAAGGUCGUCCUUCGUGAAAGACAUAUUCUGCCAACUGUCGAGCAAGUCCUUGGCCUCCCCGGCGACGCAACAGCUUUUUCGAAGUUGGACGCAACCGCAAGCUUCCACCAGGUGAAGCUGUCUGAAGACUCCCAAGAGCUUACGACAUUCAUCACCCCAUAUGGCCGAUACUGCUUCUGCAGACUCCCCUUUGGCAUCACCUCCGCACCAGAGUACUUCCAAAAGCAGAUGGCAAGCAUCCUGGAGGGCCAAGAAGGAGUCGCCAAUAUGAUAGACGAUAUUUUGGUUUUUGGACGCACCCGCCAGGAACAUGACGCCAGACUGAGCCAGGUGCUAUCUCGCCUUGCAAAAGCAGGUAUCACAUUGAACCAGGACAAGUGUCGUUUUGGGGUACCUGAGGUCUCCUUCCUCGGAGUUGUCGUCUCAGCACAGGGCAUCAGGCCAGAUCUGGGCAAGGUCGAAGCAGUCAAAGCCAUGGAAGCCCCAACGGACGUCGCUGGCGUUAGAAGGCUGCUCGGAAUGGUGAACCAUCUUGCCAGGUUCUUGCCACACAUCUCGGACGUCACAGCUCCCAUCAGAGCCUUACUGAACAAGACUGCGAGUUGGGUGUGGCAGCAUGAGCAAAAGGCAGCGUUCGAGAAAAUCAAGGAACUCUUGACGUCAGACAGGUGCAUGGCCAAGUACCACCCGUCGUACGCCACUACGGUGUCUGCAGACGCAAGCUCAUUCGGACUCGGCGCAGUUUUGCUACAGACGCAACCCUCAGGAGAGCGCCGCCCAGUCGCAUUCGCUUCGAGGUCAAUGACCGAUACCGAGCAGCGUUACAGCCAGACUGAAAAAGAAGCUUUGGCAACGACGUGGGCUAUCCAAAGGUUCGACGAGUUCGUCCGUGGCAUCCCCUUCGACGUCGAGACUGACCACCUGCCACUCGUUUCGCUUCUGGGCAAGAUGGAACUGGACGUGUUGCCUCCUCGUAUUCAGAGACUACGGCUGAAGACCAUGCGAUACCAGUUCCGUAUGCUGCACGUGCCAGGAAAGCUGCUAGCCACAGCUGAUACGUUGUCGCGCAUCACCUACAAGCCACCCACUCCUCUAGACACUAUCGAACUUUUCGCAGCACAGGUAGUCGGCUGCAUGUCGGAAGUCUUGCCACUCAGCCCUAAAGACGUGCGACAGGCAUAA